This is a messenger RNA of Priapulus caudatus, 780 nucleotides long. RefSeq names its product SRA stem-loop-interacting RNA-binding protein, mitochondrial-like. The record is from RefSeq and is a predicted model, not a curated record. Gene Ontology annotation, molecular function: RNA binding. The coding region runs from base 14 to 391 and encodes 125 amino acids. NCBI's taxonomy places the organism in Eukaryota, Metazoa, Priapulida, Priapulimorpha, Priapulimorphida, Priapulidae. The transcript has 4 exons.
GCAAAGGGCAAACAUGGCCGCCUCCAGUGCAGCUCAAGCCGUCAAUAGAGCAGUUCAAAAACUAUUUAUUGGGAAUAUUCCAUGGACUGUUGGGAGACGAGAAUUGCGAGAAUAUUUUUCCCAAUAUGGCCAUGUAACAUUUGCAAAUGUUCUCUUUGAUAAGGUCAGUGGAAUGAGUAAGGGGUAUGGGUUCAUCCAGUACAGCAACAGAGAGGGUUAUUCCAAUGCAACAGGCAAAGACAGUCACUUCUUGGAAGGAGGCCAGUUGAUUGUAGAGCAGACUGGAGGAGGAGGAGGAGGAGGAGGACAGUUCGAUCGAGCAAGUGGACGUAGAGGCUUCACAAACAAAGUUGACCAAUUUGAUCUUCAAAAUGUCAUGAACAAAAGCUGAUUUCGAUUUCGAUCAGCGAUGCAAACACGUAGUUGCCUAAGAUCUGUGAAGAUUGUGGUUUAGUAAUUUAGUAGGGAAACACAUUUGUGUAACAGGCAAAGCUGAACGCGUUCUUCUUCAGACGUACGUGAACAUGUUGUUGUAAUUAUACAUAUAUUGUGAAGCAAUUUUUGACAUCAACGGAUUGACCAUCCUGUUGCCAUUUUAGCCAAGACUUUUGUUGCAAUUAGCAUUAUGCACAAGUAUUGGCACAGCAAAAGUAAAAAUGCUGAUGCCACAUCUCGUUUAAUCGAACAAGACCAAAAGGCAUAGUUGACUGUCCAGAUGUUGUAUUGUUAAAAUGUAAAUUACAUAAUUAAAACUGUUCAUGCUGGCAUGUAAUACUUUUA